This is a messenger RNA of Dromiciops gliroides (monito del monte), 862 nucleotides long. It is a transcript of the gene PFN3, whose product is annotated as profilin 3. Gene Ontology annotation, cellular component: cytoplasm. Gene Ontology annotation, biological process: regulation of actin filament polymerization; actin cytoskeleton organization; positive regulation of actin filament bundle assembly. The transcript has a single exon. The record is from RefSeq and is a predicted model, not a curated record. Bases 92 to 505 code for a protein of 137 amino acids. NCBI's taxonomy places the organism in Eukaryota, Metazoa, Chordata, Mammalia, Microbiotheria, Microbiotheriidae. Gene Ontology annotation, molecular function: actin binding.
ACGUCACAGGGGUCAUUGAGAGAGCAGCAGCGGGUGCUAGGACACCCCCGGGGGCUGGAAACGCAGAGCAGGGGUCCUCUAUCUCCGUGGAAUGGGCGACUGGAAGACAUACAUCAGCUCUGUACUGCGCGACCAACGCAUAGAUGACGUGGCGGUGGUGGGGCAUUCGGACAACCGCUGCGUGUGGGCCUCGAGGCCGGGAGGCCUGCUGGCUGCCAUCUCCCCGCAGGAGGUGGGCAUACUGACAGGCUCUGACCGUCGCAGCUUCCUGCAGUCUGGGAUCAGCCUGGCAGGUCGACGCUGCUGCGUCAUCCGCGACCACCUGCUAGAAGACGGCGAUGGUGUUCUGGACGCCCGGACCAAGGGACUGGACGGUCGCUCUGUGUGCGUAGGUCUCACGCCCAAAGCCCUGAUCGUGCUCAUGGGCCGACGGGGCGUGCACGGGGGCACACUCAACAAAACUACUCACCAUCUUAUCAGGGGCCUGCGGUUCCAGGGUAUCUAGGAUGCUGGGGGCCAGCAUCGAGUGGCGGGGAAUAAAUAUGCACAUAAUGGAGCCUAAGCCCUGUUCUGGGAAGUGGGACAAGAGGAGGGUGGGUUUUGGGUGAGGGAUUGUCCAGGGUCUCGCUCCCUGAGCUCAGAGGGGAUGACCCUCCGCACUUAGAGCGUUGCCUGGAGCAGGUGCCUAUUUAGAAUGAUGGUGCUGGAGGUCAGGGACGCUCAUCCAUUUGACCCAGGGAUUAGAGCCAUGGAAGUUCUGGGCAAUCCCACAGCCAAGGCAGGAUUCUGAUCAAGCCUCUCACGCACAAUUAGAUUCAUAGCUGCCUCUAGAACAAAUAAAUGCUAGUGAUCCCAGGAUCAA